UGAAAGGCCACCUCGCUGAAGCUAUGAAGUUGCUUCUUUGUGCAUGGCAAAAGUGCAGAGAUAGAAGACAGGGAUCCCCGACUGGGAGGAGGGAGGAGAGCUGAAGGUAUCUGUCCGGGCUGGCUGAUCUAGCAAAGUGGGAAGCCGAGUGCUUCAAAGAGGACUGUGCUCCCACUAGAAAUAAGCAUGUUCACAAAGUCCAGACGUGAUUCAGGGGAAUUUCAGUUUGGGCUACACAUCGUAAAUAGCUGUUCCUAGGCAAGAUCUGUGGUUCCUUGGUCAGCAAGUUCUGGCAAUGAAGCCACUGUUACUGGUACAAAGAAUUCUGGGAUGUCUGACAGUGAAAUGGAUGGAAGGACUCACAUUCCAACUCUACUUAAUGUCCUUUUGACCAGAAAUCGAGUCACGCAAAUGAGCUACUUGAAAAGUAAAGAAAAAGGAUAUGGAAAACUAAGCAGUGACGAAGACCUCGAAAUAAUUGUUGAUCAAAAGGAGGGAAAAGGCUCUAGGGCGGCAGAUAAGGCUGUUGCCAUGGUGAUGAAGGAGCUACCGAGGGAGGAGUCUGCUGAAGAAAAGCCCCUCCUUACUAUGGCAUCACAGCUGGUGAACGAGCAACAGGAAAGCAGACCCCUCCUGAGUCCCUCCAUCGAUGACUUUCUCUGUGAAACCAAAUCGGAGGCAAUAGCGAGGCCAGUAACAUCCAACACAGCCGUAUUGACCACAGGCUUGGAUCUCCUGGACCUGAGUGAGCCAGUCUCUCAAACUCAAACCAAAGCCAAGAAGCCAGAGGCCUCGUCAAAAACCUCAUCCCUCAAGAAAAAGGCUGGUGGCUCUGACCUCAUCAGUGCAGAUGCUGAGCAGAGAGGCCAGCCUCUCAGAGUCCCCGAGACGUCAUCCUUAGAUUUAGUAGACAUUCAAACACAACUGGAAAAAUGGGACGAUGUUAAGUUUCACAGAGACCAGAAUAGCAAGGCACUUCCCAUGGCCGAGAGAAAGUCCUGCUCUUCAAGAACUGGAUCCAAAGAGCUCUUAUGGUCCUCAGAGCAUCGCUCGCAGCCCGAGCUCAGUGGUGGCAAAAGCGCCCUCAACUCAGAGUCGACUUCGGGGUUGGAACCAGUGACUCCAGCACAGGCUCGACUGACCAAAGAACAGCGCUGGGGAAGUUCCUUACUUUCCAGAAACCACUCCUUGGAAGAGGAAUUUGAAAGGGCAAAAGCAGCAGUAGAGUCAGAUACAGAGUUUUGGGAUAAGAUGCAAGCAGAAUGGGAAGAAAUGGCUCGAAGGAAUUGGAUAUCUGAGAACCAAGAAGCCCAGAAUCAAGUUACGAUCUCAGCUAGCGAGAAGGGCUAUUACUUUCACACUGAAAACCCCUUCAAGGACUGGCCUGGCGCAUUUGAAGAAGGCUUAAAAAGGCUGAAGGAAGGCGACCUGCCAGUCACCAUCUUGUUCAUGGAGGCAGCGAUUCUUCAGGACCCUGGAGACGCUGAGGCAUGGCAGUUCCUUGGGAUAACCCAGGCAGAGAACGAAAAUGAACAAGCAGCUAUUGUCGCCCUCCAGAGGUGCUUAGAAUUGCAACCCAAUAAUUUGAAAGCUUUGAUGGCAUUGGCCGUGAGUUACACAAACACCGGCCAUCAGCAGGAUGCCUGCGAGGCGCUCAAGAACUGGAUUAAGCAAAAUCCAAAGUACAAAUAUCUCGUGAAGAGCAGGAAGGGGUCUCCAGGCCUCAGCCGGCGGAUGUCCAAGUCCCCCGUUGACAGCUCUGUUCUGGAAGGAGUGAAGGAAUUGUACCUGGAAGCCGCCCACCAAAAUGGAGAUUUGAUCGACCCAGACCUACAGACAGGCCUGGGAGUACUCUUCCACCUGAGCGGAGAGUUCAACAGGGCAAUUGAUGCCUUUAACGCUGCCUUAACUGUUCGGCCAGAGGACUAUUCAUUAUGGAACCGUCUUGGGGCGACCUUGGCGAAUGGAGACCGCAGCGAGGAAGCCGUGGAGGCCUACACUCGGGCGCUGGAGAUUCAGCCAGGCUUCAUUCGGUCCAGAUACAACUUGGGAAUAAGCUGCAUCAAUCUGGGUGCCUACAGAGAAGCGGUCAGCAAUUUCCUCACUGCCCUCAGUUUGCAACGAAAGAGCCGAAAUCAACAGCAAGUUCCUCAUCCUGCGAUUUCGGGGAACAUCUGGGCGGCCCUCAGAAUCGCGCUCUCGCUGAUGGACCAGCCCGAGCUCUUUCAGGCAGCUAACCUUGGUGACCUGGAUGUCCUCCUCAGAGCUUUCAACUUGGAUCCUUGAAAGAGGAGAAGAGAAGGGGCCGGAGAAGCAGCAGCAGCCCUGCCUGUGUGCUUACUUGCCCUGAGAAAUGCAAACUGGUUUUAUUAUGAAUCUCAAAAUAGAAAUAGCAAAUGCUCAAAAGGCCCUGGUCCUAGAACCCCAGGAAAAUCCUACAGGCAGGGCCCAGUUUCUGUUCAGAUGCAAAAGCACACACCGUUGUACAUAGAGUUGAGAUUGGGCCUGGAAGAAUGGAAAGACGAGACGAACCAAGACACGGUGACUGUGUGUCAGGAGGGCUCUCUUCACAAAUGGUGAGCACACUGCAAAGCAGGUCUUGGGGGGCGGGGGCAGUCUGUCCCCAGUUGCAUCAAAGGAACCUGCUCACUGAGAAAGCAGUGCCUGGGACCCUGGAAUCCUGACUGUGUCUGAACUGCCCUCCCGGGAGCGCCCUCUUUUACAAAAUUGAACCUAGUUUGGGCCAAUGGUGCAUGCACAUAUAUUAACUCUGGAUUGCAGAGAGGCAUUGCUUAAACCUGUUCCAAUUUUAACCUCCACUGUAGCCCUUUGAUUCCAGAGAGGGAGCUUUGCUGGCAAAAGCAAUUCUUGCACUAGGAAUUUUUGCUGUUCCCAGCGAAAACUUUUCUGGGACUGUAUAUCUGCACUUUACUCUCUCAUUUAUGCCUUGCUGGAGUUUUGUUUUGUUGCUCCAAUUUUUAACUUGGGAGUGAGAGGUUUGAGAACUCUGCCUUGUUAGACCAACGGACCAAAUAAAAACUUUCUGAAAGUAGUUUUUCCAUAGUGUAGGGUUUUGAAGGCGUGUUUUUCUUAAAGCAGAUAGGGCAUAGGGUAUAAAUAUGUCCAACACAGGACUGGUGCACACGCACCCUGAGACUGUGAACUUAAGCAAGGAGGUACUGUCUCUCCGUGUAUUCUCUGCCGGAAGGAAGUUAGAUGACAUCCUGAUUUCUCCUGGGGUCACGUUCCCUUGCUUAAGUGUCAUAUAAUACUGGCUUUCUAACUGCCCUGCACACCAAUAGUCUUUUAAACUGUUAAUAUUUGAAAUGAUAUUUCUUAAGCGUGAUGAAUACACUUUUCCUAAAACUAAUUUUCUUAGCUCCUCUAAUGAUCUGUGCUGCUCACCCUCUUUGCAUUCUAUGCGGUAAAAGACUGGUACUUUCUACCUAAAGGUGACUGGAUGUCGGUGGUUGACUAUGGCUGAUGCAUGCCCCUUUGGUUCUUAUUUUGGAUGCUGAUCGACUACCAAGGAUUUGCUGUUAGCAGUGGUAUUGCAUUUCAUUGGUGACCUCCCACUUAGUUCUACAGAGUGGUGUGUGUGUGUGUGGGGUGUGUGUGUGUGUGUGUGUGUGUGUGUGUGUGUGUGUGUGUUAGAGCUGGGAAGUUAUUUUGAAGGAUAGCAUUCUUUUUUACAUAAAUUAGAAAAAUUCUUGCAAAAUACUGACCCAGACAUCAUUUCACUCCUGAUGAGUUCUAGGAAGUUGCCCCUGUUCUCCUUCGCUUGGUCUCCUCCCUUCCUCCAGACCCGUCCCCAAAGUAGUUUGUCACCGAUUUUUCUUCCAGGUCUUGGGUAAGUAAAAGCCGGUUGAAGUCGGGAUACGAAUUGCCAAGCAAAAUUUGGGGCCAAGUCAGUUCAAGUGACUGAAAAUCAGCUUUUGCUUGGAGGGAAAGCACCCACGUACUGAGACCAGGAACUCUGGGUGUGGGUAGAACCCCUCUCCUCUGCGACACUUGGAGCCCUGGAGACUAGGAGAUUGCUGGGGAGGUGUGUGUACGCGAGAGCACCUGUUCUGGUUUAUAAAAAUGAAGAGAUGAGGGCACUGUGCUGCGUGCCAUGUUUGGCCCUUCUUUGCCAAUGUUCCCUUGGGCACAGGGACCACCUCAGGUGAGCAUCAGGAGGCAGAGAAGUUUAAGGCACCACUGCCGGGCAAUAAGGACACAACAGUUAAAAUGCUCGGUGAUGUAACUGAAAGGUCAGCAGUUCAGUUUCCAUGAAAGAAAACACUUGGCGAUCUGUUCCAGGAAAUAUGACAACUGAGAAAAACCUACGAGGCAGUUCUCCUCUGACACGGAGGCUCGCUGAGUUGGAAUCAAGUUGACAGGACUCCUCCACAACCACCCAGUCUUGGCCGGCCUCUUUACUCUCUCAAAGUCAAGCCCAACACUAUCUUCCAACGUGUGUUUUCUGUAGAAUUUUCUGCAUCCUUAGAAGCUGUGUAGGAAGGACCCGUGGGGGCCAAUCUCCUACCAAGGGCAUCUCCCUGCUUGGAUUUUCCUGAUGGCAAAUCCUCCUCCCUUCACCCAUUUCUUCUUCCUCCCUAUCUCUGGAGUUCACUAGCUGAUUCGGAGCCUGGAGACCCUCAUAAUCCCUUAGAAAUCUUGGAAGAAAGAAUUGAAAACAAACCUGGCAGGCUUUCUGUGUGUGGUACCAUUCUACAUUCCCUGAAGUAGCAGUUUUCAGAAAUAAUGGCAGGCUGUGUGCUUAGCCUCACUGGCACCAUGAGACCAGUGAAAAUGGAAUGCCUGAGCAGGGUGUCAAGGUGGGGUGCUUUGGUUCAGUUUGAUUGUGGUGGCAAAUUUUUGUGGCCCGAGUUUUAUUUUGCUGCCGAACACAAAGUAACUUCAAACUCGAAGGAGUUGUCUUCUGAAAAAAAAGACUCUUUUUUUUUUUUUUAAUUCCCACCAUGUAUGUUUGCAGAACAUUUGGUAGAACAUUUUCCAUUAUAUUUAGUGUCUCCGUCAGAAGCAAGAUUUUCCUAAAACAUCGUUGUCAGAAAGUCCGGAAUCAUUCAUUGCCCAGGAGGAAAAGAGUAAUACUUUUCAAUGUUUUUUAAAUAAAAUUAAGUCGCAAGUUACUGAAAAUUGAAGUAAAAAGCAUACAGAAAUAAGAGCGUCACCAGAAAUGCAAUAGCCCUCAAAAGAGUCUGCAAUGCACACAGGGGUCUGUUUUGGUGGUUAUCGUUUUUAAAACGUUUUUAUUGUGCAUCGGGUGAAGUUCGCAGAGAAGAUCCCUUUUCCAGACAAUGACUCAGACACAUUUUGUUUCGUGUUCGUUGCAAUCUCGAUCCUGUAGUAGCACUUAUCCCACUUCCUGCUCCUGUUUCCGUUUCUCCUUUCAGAAACUUUCUGAACUGUGUCAUUCGGCAAAGACUGCCCUUUUGAUCUCAAGUGGUUGAUCCUAAGGUGUGCCCCCGCCCCCCCAGGGUUCUUGUUCCCCUUACAGGCCUUUCAGUUGGCUAAAAAUUUCCAAACUUGAAGGAUACCUAAGCGCCAUAAUCUUAGGGGUUCUACCAGCCUCUAUCCAACCAGUAAACAUGGACUUUUUUAAAAAAUGAUUUUGAGUGUUUCCACCUUUUGUCUCCCACUCUGUGCAGGAUCUUCUAACGGGGCCCUUUUCAGAGCAGUUGGUCAUUGUAGCUGGGUAUCAUCCAUGGCUUCUGGUUUCAGGUUUGUGGAAAGUGAUAUUCGUGUUGUCCAUUAGUCCACUGGACUAAUUGUUUUCAUGUCUCUUCCAUUUUCUUCACUCAACUUUACUCCAGACCGGAAGAGACCCACAGCCGCGCCUUCAGCGGCUGCUCGUGAGCUUUUUAGCUCCCAGUCCCUACUAACCAAUGUCAAACAUUGUCUUUGUAGACUAUGCCAGUUGACCCCAGUGUCCCCUAAGACAGUGUCCUGAGGCCCCAAGCCCAGCAAUUCAUUCCCGCAAGAUGUUUGAUUACUUCUGUUUCCAUAACUUUGCCACCUCUGUGCUCCACCACAUUCCUGGUAUAGCUGUUAGUUUUCCCCUUAACAUACAAAUGGAUUUUUCAGGCACAACUGCUUUUGGUAACCUAUCCUCAGGGCUUGAAAUGGUCUCCUGAACGACUCCUCCCAUUUGAAAGGCUAAGAUGUUCUCUCGGCUCCCUUAUGAGACUUCAUUGAGUUCCUUGUUUUCUUGUGUCCGAGAUAUCUGAGAGCCCUUAGAUAAUGGUAUAUCCCCGUAGAAUGGCUGCUCAAUAGCAUGGGGCAUUGAGGGACCUCACUGGUAGGUUGGACGACAGUUCAGAGGAAGCCAGGGAUCACUGCUGAAUUACAAAAUGUGUCAUAACGAUUUCUGGUUGUAUUCCUAUGCGUUGCUGUGUCUCAGCAGUGAGAAGGAAUAAGGGAUCCCCUUAUGGGGUUAAUCAUCUUGAUUCCUCUUUCCUUUCACAUUCUGCCAAGAGCACUCUCCGUGGCUCUGACAGAAGGCAGCUCUUUCCCACCACAAGACUUUAAUAGAACACUCUGGGCUUUGCACUCUCAUCUUAACUGGAAUUCAUCUAGGAUGGUAAACUGUUGAUGCAUAACGGGGCAGGAGUGCCCAGGAAAUGCUCGCUUUUUCAGUUUUAUGGCACCUUCUUCAUUCUCUUCUGUAAACGAACUCUUGUGCUGAAUCAUAGAUCCAGGCUUACACCCUGGCACUAGAUAAAUAUCCUCCUGGUCUGUUCUAGACAAGCAAGACUGGAACACCAUUUUAUCUAGUGCCAAGAGCUCCCAAACACAUGGUUUUGCUAUGGCCCUGCCUGUGGCCCCUGAAUCCAUUCGACAAGAGGAGACUGUACCUAGAUGCGUUGUCAUUGUCACUGUGGUUGUUGCUGCCGUCAUCGUGAUGAUUCUGUUAUCCCUUGACAUGCUUCUAGAAGCACUUUAGAAACAGGGUAUUCCGAAGGUGUCCCUUGUGUGCCAUUGUGUUGAGGUCUCCGAUUUUGGAAAUUAUUACCCAUGUGCACACAAGAAGUCAACUUUGUAAAGUCAUGUCACCGUCAUUCCCAAACCUGAUUUUACUUCCCAGACAUCCUUGUCAUCUCAGUAUUUAUAAAAUUGGUUGGAAGUGAACUGUUUUGAACUAAGAAGUAGACACAUAUAUAUUUUUAAAGAGUGUCCAUAGAUGAACUCUGACAUACGUCUGUAAAAAAUAAGUUUUAAAAAGUAAAACAUAUAACCUCAGGUACAAUGAUAUCGCAUGCAUUAGUACUUGCAAAUCUGCCUACUCAAAUAUUAACCAAAGCAUGCAAUAUAACUUUGCUGAAUGUAAAUGUAUCCAGUGCAUGAUUAAUCUCACCGGUUAGCUUUUUAUUGCUCCUAGACAAGGAAGCAGUUACAUGAACUGUGUGUUGCCAUCCCUCCAUUCUCUGUUAGCGUCCUAUCCUUCAGUCUUUUCCUGUCAUCACACUGAACUUUACAGAUGUCGAUGGUCAAACAUCUGGCAUGUGCAGUGUGCAGCCAGUGCCAAACGAAUCCUGAGGGAUUCAGAUACUGAGACAUCUGAAAGUUUUUCUAAAAACACACACACGAGACUUCUGAGGCACAAGAGAUCCAAACGGGAACCAAGACCCAUGUGUCUGUUUGUCCGAAACUAAAUCACAUGAUCGCCUCUGCAUAUACAUUUUGGGGUUCUAAAUUCUGGACAGUCCAUUUCCAAUGUUUCCUAAAAUUCUGGGAAUAAAUUGGAAGUACUGAUAGGCUAAGUAAGGUAGAAAGAUGGGGAGUAAUGUCCAACUUAUGAAAAUCCUAACAAGACAAAGUGAACCUGAGGUCUUUAAACAGGUUUCUGUAGAUGGCAUGUAGCUAGUGUAUGAAGGACGGGUGUGAGGAGUGCAGGCGUGUCCCAGCCCUGCUGGUGCUUGUGCGGCAGGCGGGCCCCUGGAGAAAGUGCACUAGGUGAACACACAAGAAUUACGUCAGGGUGAAAAGGUGAUUUCAAGUUGACUCAGAACCAACCCUCCUGAAGCCCUCGCACUGCCACUUUCUGUAGCUUCGGUGUUAGGUGGAAACACAGACAAAAGGGCUGGAACUAGUGACAGCAAAGCUAAGCCUGACAAGGGGGUCUCUCUCAUGUGACCAACUCUGCCACCCCUUCCUACACUCUACAAUCCACACACACACACACAUAGCUGAGCUCAGACUGAAUUCACUGAACACACAGCAAGACCUUUAUGUGGGGACAUGAGACAGUGACGAAAAAGGUAGAAAAUGAAAAUGGGAAGUUUAACAAACUCUCUUGUAGGAUUUGCCUUGAAUAAAGCUUCUACUAACCUACAAACUAUGCAAACACACCCCAAUAACCCCCUUUGAGAAAAAGAGCCCGCUCUGGGAACGUUUCCUCGGGACUUCCUUCUCUGCAGAAGAAAACGAGCGGGCAAUGCGUGCCAGAGUUUCCAUAAAACCUGAUGGGUGCCGUGCGGCAAUUUUAGAAAACUGCGUUCAAAAUCUAUUAAAAGGGAACAAAAGUAUGGGGUGAUUGUAUGCUGAACAAUAAAAUGCAUCGUGUUUGUGUCCCCCCCUACUUUUAAUUUCCCGGAGAAGGAUGCAACAUCAAAGGAGUCGUGCAUAUCUACAUUCAACUAGCUAAUCUGGACUGUUCACUGAGACAUACAGAAAGCUUUUGCAGGAAUAAUCAACGUGUUUAAAAAGCUUUUGCAACGAUAAAAAAGUUGUACCAUGUGAGAAAUGUGUUCGUGAUGCAUUAUGUUACCAGUGAUAAGAGAACAUAGAGCACAUCUAAAUUUUUAACAAACUUCCUGUCAUUCCUGCCCCCUCGCCACCAUGUCAUCUAACCCAACACGUCCCCUCCCAUUCUUCAUUGAUCAAAUUUGUUUACAUUGGUUGGAGGAAAAAAAAAAGGCAGACCCAAUUAGUUUAGCAAACUUUUUACAACCUGUAACAGGCAUUUAUUUAUUAACUCUUUAGAAAAGACAUAUUUCUAUCUAUUUUGUAUAUCUAUGAAUAUUAUAAAUCUAAACAGAAAAUCUUGUUUAGAAACAGUCUGUGAUGCUUCCUCGUGCCCAAUGUUCACAUCUUAGGGGUUCAUUUUCAAGCUGAAAUAGACAACAACAAAAGAAUUACUUUAAAUGUUUACAUUGCUUCUCCAAAAUAAUGCCAACCCAAAUUAAGUGACCUGUAAUAAAUGAAUGCCAACUGGUGGGGAGAGGGGGGAAGUAAAGGUUAUUUGGCGUAGGUAGUGAUACUGUAUCUGUGUACUUAGUGAAAUAUUAUGUAUCGUCGCACAACUCUGUUGGGAAUUAAAGCUUCAAUUUAUUAUUCAUUCCCUGCAUUGCUUUUUUAAAUAAAAUUACUACCAUUAAAAAAUAACCACUUAUCAUACCAAUGUGUUUACUCAGCUAGUUUAUCAUUUGCAUAUUACCAAGAUUAAGGUAGUAUUUUUGUACGAUUAGUGGAAGCAUGCCUUCCCUUUUUCACAUUAUUAAAUUGUAUUUAUAUUUGUGCGAUUUUAAACUAUGUUUUCAAAUAAACUUUGUGGCUUCAGGGUCUCUUCAGGAAUCUUUCAAAGUGAGGUUGGGGGAAUCCGAAUCGCUUUGAAGCAAAGGAACCCAUUUUUACUACUGGCUACUAGUCCUAUUAUUGAAUAUCACGAUGUAUGAUUUCGCAUGAGUUAUUUGGAAAUCUGGAAUGCAUUUUUAGAGAUAAAACAAAGCUUUAAAAUCUUCCUUCUUUGUUAAUUUUUUAAGAACUAAAAUACUAUUUAACCUGAAUUGGAUUUUGUGAUUUUUUUUAGAAUAAACUAUCAAAAUCUA
Echinops telfairi (small Madagascar hedgehog) is the source of this 9833-nucleotide messenger RNA. It is a transcript of the gene PEX5L, whose product is annotated as peroxisomal biogenesis factor 5 like. The record is from RefSeq and is a predicted model, not a curated record. Gene Ontology annotation, molecular function: protein binding. Gene Ontology annotation, cellular component: peroxisomal membrane; cytosol. NCBI's taxonomy places the organism in Eukaryota, Metazoa, Chordata, Mammalia, Afrosoricida, Tenrecidae. Gene Ontology annotation, biological process: protein import into peroxisome matrix, docking. Bases 331 to 2286 code for a protein of 651 amino acids. The transcript is spliced from 16 exons.